Salvelinus fontinalis (brook trout) is the source of this 1718-nucleotide messenger RNA. It is a transcript of the gene pin1, whose product is annotated as peptidylprolyl cis/trans isomerase, NIMA-interacting 1. The transcript has 5 exons. The coding region runs from base 344 to 826 and encodes 160 amino acids. The record is from RefSeq and is a predicted model, not a curated record. Lineage: Eukaryota; Metazoa; Chordata; Actinopteri; Salmoniformes; Salmonidae. Gene Ontology annotation, cellular component: cytosol; nucleus. Gene Ontology annotation, molecular function: peptidyl-prolyl cis-trans isomerase activity; protein binding.
AGAAAUGCUGCGAAUAGUUGCAAUGAAAUAACAAAUGCGGUCAGAUCAGUCUAUAAGGGUAUUUUACAGUAGAUCAACGGAAUAAACCGCCGAAAUGACAUCAACAUACCAUUCGAUUAAGCCAAUGUAGUUUAUCAUGAGAAAUAGGUCUAAUGCAACAACAAAAAACACAUAUGUAAAAGCAAAUCUUCCAGAAAAGCGAAGAACAAUCUAAACAUGGCUCUUUGACACCUGGCGGACGGAAGGUGCAACAACAGCAGACGGUUUUCCCUACAGCCGCAUUCUACAAGCCACGAGAGGAAAAGAGGAGUGACUUGCACAGUUUUGAAAGCAAGCAGGGAAAAUGGCAGACGCCGAGGACGAGAAGCUGCCGUCCGGGUGGGAAAAGCGGAUGAGCCGCAGUUCGAGUAGAGUGUACUACUUUAACCACAUCACCAAUGCCAGCCAGUGGGAGCGUCCUGUGGGGUCAGGUGAUGGGAGUGGCGAGCCAGACAAGGUGCGUUGUUCCCACCUCCUGGUGAAGCACAGCCAAUCGCGUCGCCCGUCCUCCUGGAGGGAGGAGAACAUCACACGCUCCAAAGACGAGGCCCUCGACCUCAUACAGAAGUACAUAGAGCAGAUGCAGUCAGGAGAGGAGGAGUUUGAGGCUCUGGCCUCUCAGUUCAGUGACUGCAGCUCCGCACGCAACGGAGGAGACCUGGGACUGUUCGGCAGAGGUCAGAUGCAGAAGCCGUUUGAGGAUGCGUCCUUUGCUCUGAAGGUGGGAGACAUGAGUGGUCCGGUGUUCACCGAUUCCGGAGUUCACGUCAUCCUUCGCACGGGAUAGAAACAAGCUCUGACCCCUUGAAUACCCCUUGAAUACCCCCAUCUCCCCUUGAAUACCCCCGUCUCCCCCUGAAUACCCCCGUCUCCCCCUGAAUACCCCCGUCUCCCCCUGAAUACCCCCGUCUCCCCCUGAAUACCCCCGUCUCCCCCUGAAUACCCCCGUCUGCCCCCUGAAUACCCCCGUCUGCCCCCUGAAUACCCUCGUCUGCCCCCUGAAUACCCUCGUCUGCCCCCUGAAUACCCCCGUCUGCCCCCUGAAUACCCCCGUCGCCCCCAUCCACCCCUCCUACCUCCAACCUCCCUACUCCCAUUAGAAGCCAUCCCUUCCACCUCAAAUCCCCCCCACCCCCACCACCGUUCUGUUCUAUAUGCAACUUUACACCAUCAACAUCCCUUGUACCUGUUGCCAUGGCUACAUCGCUGUGUGUGUGUGAAAAUAAGAGCCCUGUAGGUACUGACUGACUGAGCGAACGUACGUACGUGUGUGUGUGUGUUCACAUGGACCAUUACCCCUCCUCCCCCUACUUUAUAGUGUCCCCUCUCUGUUUGCCAAGGCAUUAUUCUCUCAGUGAUAACAUGUCAGAUGGUUUGUGGUAGACCAGUGGCCCAUACUCUCUCAUAGGAGACCGACAUGUAGAAGGCUGACUCAUGGGAUUAUUUAAACGGCUACCAACAUCCCUUAGGUGGUAAAAUAGUCAGGGCACAGGCCACUGUCUGCCAUGUUUGUAGUCUCCACCCCAUUCCAUUUACUGCUUCACUGUAUCUCCUAUGUUCCAAGGAACUACAAUACCCAGUAUGCAUGUGGGGAAGGGUUUUUGUAAGCUUGAAUCUGCUAAGAGGCACUUCAUAUGAUCUGUUCAUCUCCCACCAUUAAAGGACUCUUAUUUUGUAAA